AUGCGUCGAUUAUACAAACUUCUUUACAACAAUGCAAUUUUAUCUUUCCUUUUAGAUCCUAAAUUCAAAGAGCCAAUAACCAAUGUAACUGCGCCGGUGGGAAGGGAAGCCAUUCUCUCCUGUGUAGUUCAGGAUCUCGCCGGAUACAAGGUGGCAUGGCUGCGUGUCGAUACGCAAACUAUUUUGACGAUAGCGAGCCACGUGAUCACGAAGAAUCACAGAAUCGCGGUUUCCCACAGCGACCACCGGACAUGGUUCCUUCACAUACGGGAAGUGCGGGAGUCCGAUCGAGGCUGGUACAUGUGUCAGAUAAACACGGAUCCCAUGAAAAGUCAGAUCGGUUAUCUCGAAGUGGUCGUGCCGCCCGAUAUUCUGGACUACGACACCAGCACGGACAUGGUGGUGAUGGAGGGACGAAACGUGACUCUGCGUUGCGCCGCGACCGGCUCCCCGGCGCCUAACAUCACCUGGCGGCGCGAGGACGGUCAGCAGAUUCAGCUCGGGAACGGGGAGGAAGUCGCGAGCGUGGACGGCCCGAGCUUCAAUAUCACGAAGGUGAACCGGCUACAUAUGGGUUCCUAUUUAUGCAUCGCAUCCAAUGGCGUGCCCCCUUCCGUCAGCAAAAGAAUAAUGCUCACUGUGCACUUUCCGCCGAUGAUCUGGGUUCAGAAUCAGUUAGUCGGUGCCCAAGAAGGCCAGAAGUUGACCCUCGAAUGCUAUUCAGAAGCGUUCCCAAAGUCUAUCAAUUAUUGGACGAGAGAUCAGGACAAGAUUGUGCCGCAAGGAGGAAAAUACGAUCCGGUGCUGAAAGAUAACGCGUACAAAAUACAUAUGAAGCUGACGAUAAACUCCGUCAGUCCAGCGGAUUACGGCUCGUAUAAAUGUGUGUCCAGGAACUCGCUGGGCGACACUGACGGCAGCAUUAAAGUCUAUCCAAUAUCGAGCUCCAAUUCUAGCAGCACCAAGUACAAAGGUAAAGCGAGGCAUAAUUCAGGGAGCAAUAACAUCCUGGAGGGAAAUCAAGAUAGGCUAAAGGAGCAAGAUUUGAAACUACGAGGUCAUAAGGAGAACGGCGGCGACGUAACGGACUACGAUGAGUCCAGCGCUACCAGCAACGGCAGCUCGUUGCUGCUGGUGAUCCUCGUCGCGUUGUGCCUGUGCCACCAUCAUCAUCCGCAGAUACGAACGUUGCACCCGGCCUGAGAUCUACUCACGACGGUCCUACACGCCAUCGCACGCGUAUUUCCAUCAUCGAACCACCACCAUCAUCGUGACUUUGUACAUCCACUUGUAAAUCCAUCGCUCAGGGACUUCCGUCGAGGAUGAAUAUCGUCGAGGACUGCGUUGACCACUUUAAACUUAAAACAAUAGGAUAAUAAUAUUAUAAAUAGCGUAUAGUGACAGCGGCCCCCGGCUAGCGUCGUAGCGCUGUCGGUGUUCGUUAAGGGAGGAUUACGACUUAAGGGACAGUCAUUACGGAACAGUUUCGGAACCGGAGUUCGGCGCGCAAAUCUACCCCAUGCGGCCGGAAUCACGUUACAAUGUUGGGAAACGCCUGAUUUAUUUUAGGGUUGCAUUAGCGGCGUCGCGUCGCGUUGCGAAGAUAACUGAAGUACCCAUAAAUUUCGAACGUUAUCACGACAGCGUCAAGAUAUUAAUUUGUUUUUUAAAUGCAAACUAAAUUACCCUCGCGCUCUUAAUUCUCAUCCUCUAUCUAUCUUAACUCUAAAUUGAAAGGAAGCUUGUAUCUGCUCAUUAUCAAUGGUUUUAUUUCCUUGUAUAGCUAGGCGAUAUAAUCUGUGUAAUUGAGAUAACAUUGCAUACAGCUAAAUAAAUUCUUUAUGAAAUAAUAAAUGUGUGAGCGGUAUCUUUUAUCGAUCGAGAGCAACGCAUUUUCACCCUUGCGAAGCUCAAUCGAUUCCGACAACGACCAGUCAAACAAAAGUGUCCAUUGUGACGAGAUGAACGAGAUGGUUCGCGAAGAAGCGAGGGCAACGAACGACGGACAGUUUGUACUAUUUCGCGUCAUUUUUAAUUGGCUAUCUGGACAACGGUGUAUCCCCCAACGUCGGAGACGAUUAUUACGAAGCGACGGUCAAACGGUGCGACGACGCGACGAUGCGGCUACACCAAUUGCAGGGAAAGGCAGUUACUGUCUAGACGCUUAUUAGAGGAACUCCAUGCUAGAGCGGAGCUGUCCAAUCCAAGUAAAGAAUGAACUGCUCGGACAGCUUCGAGCUUCGUUCACUCCUGCUGACCUUUUCCCAUAAACUUUUAAAGGCGUAUCAAAUAUAUAUUUCAAAAAAUAUAAUUUAUAUACACGUAAGAAAAACUACAAUAUAAAGGUUUGUAUGUACAUUUUUAUUUAUUUAUUGUAAUUAUAUUAAUUCCGCAGGCAGUUAAGAUUAUGUAUUAGGAGCCAAUUUUAUUUCUUUAUGACGCGAAAAGUAUAAUAUUACAAAGACAAUAGUGUGUUCGCUUCUUAUUACUAUAUAUUAUUUAGAAGAACUUUUAUUUUUCUUCAUAGAACGUAAUUCUUGUUCGAUAAACUAUUAGUCGUAGCAACGUGAACUUAUAUUAGUACUUCGCGAUAAAGUAUUUGAGUCGUAGCAACGUGAACUUAUAUUAGUACAUCGCGAUUUAACUCGUCUAGACAGCCGCAUCCUCUUAAAUAAAUUUAUUAAUUUUUUAAAGCUACAUCGGCGCAGCGACAUUGAUUGGCGUCGUUGUACAUGACUUUCCGUUAACUCCUGACUUGCGACGAUCUUUCUCUGUAUGUGUGUGUGUGUGUAUAGAGUAACUAACGUUAAUCUCAUAGAAUAUCCGAGGCGCAUUAUAUCAAUAGUCAUCGCUUGAAUACUCGCACCAAAAACCUCGGCAGACAUUCUGAAACUGUUCAUCAGAAUUUUUAUCGAGACGGACAUUUUCGCGUUAACAGAAACCUAUUCUAUAACAACUCUUUGUAUAGUACCAUGUAUAAUACAUUGAUAUACUAUGUAUAGAGUACUAUAGUAUAUAAUUAGUAUAAUUACUGAUAUACAUAUAUUGCAUAUAGACAGUAAGUAUAACACAUGUGAUGCCACACCGGCAUACCGUCGAUUUUCUCCCAGCGAAACAUCAAAUUAAUAAUUUAUCCUAUUCUCAUAUUCUGCCCAAGUAAAUUCAUUAUAGGCAAAAAUAAUUAUUUAUUUAUAAAUUUUUCUUAUUCCACGAAUUGCUUUGAAUUUCAAUUUAGCGAAUCGAAGAGUAUAAAGAGUACUUAACGUUUCAGUAAUCAGUCAGAGAGUAUACAUAUAUCAUAAUCUGUAUAUAAUAUGCGUAAUAAGUACAAGACUGAGGAGGAUCUUGGCGUCCUUAAAUAAUUUCCGAGUGGUCAAUGUAUUGCGUGUGAAUAGAUCUCCCUUUAUUAUGCUCUAAACGUACUGUACAUACUAAUAUACCAUGCAGAGUAGGCUGAUAAUUCAUAUUUCCGCUGCCACAUCGAGAUACAAGGUCCGUGGCGAGAAAUAUUGUUUUUCGUAAAAUUAAAAUAGAAUACAAUUUCUCGACAAUAUCCAACAAUCUCAACUGAAAGAACAGUUUAUUUAAUACGUUCGGCAAAGUGUGAAUUAUUUACUAAUUGUAAGAUAUAUCUGUCAUUCAUUAAGACUGUAUCGAUUUAUUCUAUGAAUAUGUAACCGAUAGCGCUAUAACUGCAAUUUCCGUGUCAUUAAUUAUUAACGUUGCGCAACGUAUAUCAAUAUUUGCGUCGUAAUCGAUCCAAAUAUUCGCGGGGGCUUCACUUAAGCUGUCAGAGCUUUGGAUAACACAUUCUAUAAACUGGGACACCCUGUACGGUCUGAAUCACAGUACAAUAUCACGAUGCCGGAGCUUGCACAUGGCGCGCUUUGUGUUUUCGUUUACUGAUGUAUGUAUACGUAUGCAAAUAGAGAGCUCAUUAUUGAAUAUCGGCCGUGAAAGAGAGUUUUGAAAUAGGUUAAGCAGAUUGCAAUAAAGAACAACAAUAGAAGAAAGAGGAGAGCUCUUAUCUAGUUAGAAAGAGGGUUAUCCGAGCGUUAAAAAAAAACUAAAAAAGAAAAAUAAUAAAAUUAGUAAAUGAACUACGCAAAGCGUAUCACGAAAAUAUAGCUUAUCACGGAAAAAAUAAAAGAAUUAACCAAUUCUUUUUCCGCGUAGAGAUAAUUAAGUUAGCAGAGCCUUUGUUCGACGAUUCUAUCUUUGAUAAAAAAAUUCGAGCUAUGUCCCAUAUAAUGUAAUUUCUCUAUCAAUAAAUGAUUACAUUUUUUCGCGAGCUCGCAAUUAAUUUUGUAAAUAGGAUGGCUUUGCAAGUUGAAACACUCCAAGCUGAAUACUUCAGAAUAGCGCGGACAUCAAUAAUUAAUAUAUAUCCGACGGUGAUUAAAUAUACUCUCAAAUAAUUAUGAUAAAUGCAGUUUGAAAAGCUAACACUGCAGAAUAUUGUACAUAUAUAUCUCUGCGGGAAUAUUGUAUAUAGGAAGAUAUAUCACACACAAAGUAUCUUCAUUUCUUCGGUAAGAGAUAAAUAAAUCAUUUUAAUGUAAGACACAUUAUCUCUGGAAAAUUAAUGAAGGUAAUAAUGAGUUUUGCAAGAGCUGUCAACUUAAAAUUUUAAUAUCUUAAUAUUUUAAAAUGUCCAAAAUUAUGAUGCUCGAAUUUCGGCACUUUGAUGAAGAUAAUAUACAAUAUUACAAUAACUCUUGAUUAAUUCAAUUUUAGUUAAACUUAAUUUAAGUAUCAUUGUCACAUAUGCGUAUUCUGUAAUUAAGAACGACAGUUGGGUUAUUAUGCCACAUAUUACGUAUUGAAUAGCAUUUGUCAACGGAAUUUCACACUGCAACUAUAUGCGGUGCUUAAAAAGGCUCGCGGAUUAUUUACAAUUAAGUAAUUUAGCGACUGCGACAAUUAAACAAUAUAUAUAUCGAAGAUAUUCAGAGCAACUACUUUUGUAUCAUCGACAUUGUAGAUAACACACAUCAAACAUGCAUCAGACAUACUACAACGCGCGUGAGGAAUCGCGGAGAGUAAGGGCGGGAUUUGUAAUAAAAAAUAAUACGAAUGAAGUGUAGCUAAAUAAAAUAAUCAGCAUAGCGAUUAAGGACGUGGGUGGAGUAUCAUGUGGUCAUAUGUAAGGAAUAAAUAUUAAAAUGUCAUAGUGUGUACAGGUAGAAUGCAUUACCUGUGCUGAUUGGUGGCGUGACUAUAUAUAUAUGUAUAUGUCUCUGCGUAUGUAAUAAAAACGCAGGAGAUCUUUC
Temnothorax curvispinosus is the source of this 5273-nucleotide messenger RNA. It is a transcript of the gene DIP-eta, whose product is annotated as neurotrimin. The record is from RefSeq and is a predicted model, not a curated record. The transcript is spliced from 9 exons. Lineage: Eukaryota; Metazoa; Arthropoda; Insecta; Hymenoptera; Formicidae. The coding region runs from base 1 to 1203 and encodes 400 amino acids. Gene Ontology annotation, cellular component: neuron projection.